Messenger RNA from Microthlaspi erraticum, 720 nucleotides. Lineage: Eukaryota; Viridiplantae; Streptophyta; Magnoliopsida; Brassicales; Brassicaceae. The record is from the annotation of a GenBank genome assembly.
AUGGGGAUUAAGCCCAUCAUCUCACGCACCAGGGAUGGAAAGAAGCUCAGGGGAGAUAGAGCACACGCAGGAAACCUCAUGCCCCUCCUCGAUCAACUACUCUCCUACAGCACCACAGCCUAUAGCACUCGAUUUCAACAAGGAAGGAGGCUGAGCGUUGGAGGGAUCAUCACACCUAUCCUCUGCGCAGCUGGUGUCCAGCUAAACAAGAAGAAGGUAACUCCAGCGGGGUGGAUGGACAUCAAGUUUUGCAAGACCAACCUCCUCAUUGAUCACAAGGAAUUGAAUGGGAGAUAUCAAUUCAAGUUCACACACCCCACGGCUGGCCCUUCCAAGCUGCUCCUGGCCAACCCUGAACUCACCACGGUCAUCAGGGGUGAGAACAUUGACUUUCGCCCCCCAAUUUACACAUUAGUUGGGCAUGAGGAUGAUUUGCGAGAAAAGGAGCCUGAACUCGAUCCAGUUGGGGAUCGAGCUGAGGCUCGAGCUGAGGAUCGAGCUCAAGUGGAAGAGGAGUUGGAUGAGCCUGACUGCUACUAUUUUGAGGAGUAUGAAGCUCCAAGGAUGAACCCCUCUGUUGUGGCUUCUCACAAGAAGAUUGGGCUUCUCCAAAAGCUCAACAAGUGGCAAGGGAAAGCCAUGGAGAAAAUGCAAAAGUCCAUGGAAAAAAUGGUGAGGGAGAAGAAGAGGAAGAGCCGCAAGCUCGAUCAAGCUGCAUGA